CUGUCCAUGUCCAUGCAAUUAAAAGCCUCGUUGAGUCCAUGUGUUUGUCUUCAUCUCCAUGACUCGGAUCGAUCAUCGAUAGGGCUGGAUAACACGAGGACGAUUCCAAUUUCUAGAAAAGCAUUUCCUUCAGCCCAAGCUGAUCCAUAUCCUCUGGUCUCUCGACGUUACAUACCAUGACCAUCAUUACAUCCCCACCUCAGAGCCCAAUUUCGGGUGGUCCGCUACCUCAAUACGGGUAUGGCUCUGAUCAUACUUUUGAUCGCCUUAUCCAGGACAACCAUUUCUUGUUUCGUGUAUAUACUCCGAAGCAACGCUCUCCAUUCUUUGAUUCUACUGAGCCCUACUUUGUAGGCCAGAAGUACAACGAGCAAUUUAGAGAGGCUGCAGAGCGGCUUCGACAGCCGUUUACAGGCAAGCCAGUAGCUUCAACGAGCAGUUAUGCAGAUGUUGCCCAGCACAUGGACUGGACGCAGAGACACAUGUCCCCUUACAUCUCGACUACGUUCAGCUUUGCCUGGGCUAUUUGGGAGGCUACCCGUAGGUACCGGGUUGGUCUCAAGCACGACAUUGAAAUCGCCAUUAUCGAUGCACGUCAGCUCGCCGGUCGAGCUGCGACCGCCCUGGAGCUACUACGAAAGGGCACACCCAAUGAAAGGCAUCUGGACUACUGGAAGUGGUACAGAUUCGCAUUGGAGUCGCAAGACGUCCUUGUUCAUGGAUCUAUCCCCGGUUCGGCUGUUCUAGCCUCAGUCCCCCUUCUAAGCAUCAUCGACAAACUCCCGUCAUACUUCCUCCGCCAAGACACCAUGGUUGAUAAGAGGUCGUCUUCGUCGCAGUUUAAUAUCCUAUCAUGGGAUACAAUGGAUCGCAAGCCUAGUUUCCGCCAGUUCUGCCAAGAUAUGUCGGAUCAGUUCUUGCACCUUCCCACUGAGCAUCGUCUUCGCGAUGCAACUGGAAGCUCCGUUCGCUUGGCAAUGGCAUUUCUGCGUCCCUGGUUCCAUAGCGUUGUCGUGGACGAUUUCACCGAAGCUACCGAGACAGUAUGCAGCCUUGCAUUCAUAAUCGCACAAUGGCCAGCCCAGUGGUGGUCACGAGACCACGUCGAGAUGUGGGACGUCAUUCGCUCCCUCGUCCAAUCAGUUGGUGAAGAAGUUCGAGAGAAGCAGAAGGGGAUAGCGAUCGAAGAGGUCCGGAGAUUGCAAGGGGUAGUCUCCGACCUCGAACGUGUUGUACAGGACUACGAAGAGGCCGAAGUUGCUUCAUCAGUCGAUCUCAAGAACGACGUGAUGGAAGCCGAGGUCGAAGGAUCCGUUGUUAUGCCUCCCUCACCCCCCGCGUCUAUCGUCGAUUUCCCAGCCGACGAAGACACCCUUGUCUUAGCGCUACCACCAUUUACUGUCCCGACAUCUAUUUCGCAGGCUGCUGUUGCUGUUGCAGCUACACCUGGUUCCGAGAGUUCGGAUAGCAAUCAGUCGAAGACACCCACCCUCAUUUUUGCCCCUACGAUUGUCAUCCACCAAGAACAACAGCGGUCCGUCGCGGAGCAGACUCAGCUUAUACCACAAUUGGAACCACCGCAUGGAGAACCGCAGCGACACCCAAAGCGCCGGCCGCAUUCGUUGGCCGAGACCGCGACAUGCAUCGUCACGGGGCUACUUGUUGGCGCUUUCAUAACUAUUUGUAUAGUCAACUCUCAAAGACGUACCCUCAUCUAUGUUACGUAGGGCUCAGGGCCAAUUGGACGAGAUGGGAAUAGCGCAAGGGAGAAGAAGUGUUGUAAGAUGUGACCCGUGAAGUAAAGAAGAUUGUAUCGUUACAGUAUAACCUAUUAGAUAUCUAUGCGCCGCAGUUAUAAUUC
Suillus clintonianus is the source of this 1861-nucleotide messenger RNA. RefSeq lists its product as uncharacterized. The record is from RefSeq and is a predicted model, not a curated record. The coding region runs from base 177 to 1727 and encodes 516 amino acids. The transcript has 2 exons. Lineage: Eukaryota; Fungi; Basidiomycota; Agaricomycetes; Boletales; Suillaceae.